Messenger RNA from Equus quagga, 3018 nucleotides. RefSeq names its product CD82 molecule (gene CD82). NCBI's taxonomy places the organism in Eukaryota, Metazoa, Chordata, Mammalia, Perissodactyla, Equidae. Gene Ontology annotation, cellular component: membrane. The transcript has 10 exons. The coding region runs from base 154 to 954 and encodes 266 amino acids. The record is from RefSeq and is a predicted model, not a curated record.
CAGGAGGGGGACGGCCGAGGGACCCAGCCCGGGGCUGCGCAGUCGGACGCUGACCGGGGCGCGAGCGGGCGACGCCGGGCUUGCAGCGCCGAGCAGAGAGCAGAGCCAGCAGUUUUAACAACAACAGAAAAAGGGAGCUCCAGGCCCAGCAGGAUGGCGUCAGCCUGUAUCAAAAUUACCAAAUACUUCCUCUUCCUCUUCAACUUGCUCUUUUUUAUCCUGGGCGCCAUGAUCCUGGGCUUCGGCGUGUGGGUCCUGGCCGACAGGAGCAGCUUCAUCUCUGUCCUGCAGACCUCGUCCAGCUCACUCAAGGUGGGCGCCUACGUCUUCAUCACCGUGGGUGCCGUCACCAUGCUCAUGGGCUUCCUGGGCUGCAUCGGUGCCAUCCGGGAGGUCCGCUGCCUGCUGGGGCUGUAUAUCACCUUCCUCCUGCUGAUCUUCAUCGCCCAGGUGACGGCCGGGGUCCUCUUCUACCUAAACAUGGGCAAGCUGAAGCAGGAGAUGGGCGGCAUCGUGAGCCAGCUCAUCCAGAACUACCAGGACGGCCAGGAGGACAGCCUGCAGGAAGCCUGGGACUACGUGCAGGCCCAGGUGAAGUGCUGCGGCUGGGCCAGCUUCUACAACUGGACCGACAACGCGGAGCUCAUGAACCGUACCAACAUCACCUUCCCCUGCUCCUGCAAGAGGAGGGAGGAAGACAGCGACACCCUGGAGAGGCGGGGCUUCUGCGAGGCCCCACGCAACGCCACCCAGAGCGGCAAUAGCCCCGAGGACUGGCCCGUGUACAGAGAGGGCUGCAUGGAGAGGGUGGAGGCGUGGCUGCAGGAGAACCUGGGCAUCGUCCUGGGCGUGUGUGUGGGCGUCGCUGUCAUCGAGCUCCUGGGGAUGCUCCUGUCCAUCUGCUUGUGCCGGCACGUCCAUUCCGAAGACUACAGCAAGGUCCCCAAGUACUGAGGCAGCGGCUGUCCCCACCUCCCUGCCCGUCCCCCGCCUCCAGGGGUCCUUCUAGAGGCCUCCCUGGCUCCCUCCCCCAGGCCCGCCUCCCGCCCCACUGCCAAGGCCCCUUGCCCAUCCUGUGCUGGCUGGAAAUGGGGGGCUCUCUGGGGCCUGGACCCCCCUCCCUGUCUUUCCGCCUCCGGCUUUGAGCCCGGCUGUUCCAUGGCUCCUCCGCUCCCUGCCCACCGGGGUUCUCUUUGCAACUCAGAGAAAAUGCUGCCGCAGCCUCCCUGUGCAGAUGGGCUGGGCUCUACCUGCUUCCAGGGCUGUACAUAGUUGGGGGGAUGUGUUAGAAACUGGGCGGAGGGUGGGGGUCAGGUGCCCGGGCUGUCAGGGGACUGCCCACUGCGUGGGUCAACUCAGUGUCCACUUCGAUGCUUGUAUGUUUGGGUUUCGCAUCUUCAUUAAAUGUCACGGGAGGGGUGGGCUGUAGCGGACUUGGGAGCGGCCCCCCUUCCCCAGGCCUGAUUCGGCCUCUCCGGGCAGCUCAGAUCAGCCUGGGCCACGAUUUGGGGCCUGGGCCAAAGGGGGGCUGCCUGGCCCUGGGCUGCUUAGGGAGACAGAGGGAUGAACCCUCAGGGCAGGGCACAGAGCUGGCCCUGCAUUCGCCUGGACCCUGAGCCGUCCAGGGAAGCGGGGACCUUUUCUCCCGUCCUCUGCCCCCGGGGAGUGGGUGGGUGCGGCUGUGCCCUGUGGCGAAGUGGGAGGGGCUCCGUGCACCGUUCUGUAAAACAUACUGGAGGUUUGAUCACUGACUUUAUUAAAGAGGGUUUGUAACAACCCAGCCUGCUGUGGUGGGGACGCUGCUCCCGGGGCGGAGGAGGGAGCGGGUGUGAGCAGGGUGGCUGGCUCUGGGGACAGAGGGGCGCCCUUUCUCAGCAUCUCCAGGCCCCCUGCAGCCUGGUGGACGAGCAGAGUGGCGCCCGCCCUGGCUGCGGCGUGGCUGGAGUUUAAUUUGUGAGCGGAAACAGGUGUAGACCACACAUCUGGGUUCAUGCUUCCGAGGCCGGGGUGCAGGUGUCCCCAGAAGGUGCACAGAACUGGGCUGGGGGGUGGAGUCCGUGAAGCCACAGGAUCAACGCGCCUCCUUCUGGAGCAUCCGCUUUUCAGAAAGGAAGGAGGCAUUUUCUUCAUAUGCAAUGAGUGUGAUGGAGGAAGAUGAGGUUCCAGCUCGACCCGCCAGGCGGCGCUGCUGCCCAGCCCGAGAGCCAGCAGCCCGGCAUCCUCCCGGUGGCUGCAGGCACCUCGCCAGCCCAGGCCUGUGGGUCUCCCUCCAGCGGGGGCGCUGGCGGAAAUGCAGAUUCCCAGGCUCGGGAUUCUGGUGCCUCCCUCGGUUGGGGACAAGGCAUCUGCAUCCCGCCGAGGUGAUUCCGAAAUCACGUUGCUUUAGAUCCUCAGGCCCCAGUGAGAUGUGACCGCAGACGCUCCCCAAGGAGAGAAGGAGCUGGGAGCCGGGCCGGACAGCCUGUCCUGGGUGAGGACGGAAGGGACACACCUUAGUGAUGGUCUAACUCUUGGUCUGAACCUGACGCACUUCUUGCAAGAAGCUUCCUGUGGCUCAAACCCGGGGGCACCGCUUUCAGGCCUGCGGGAGGCGCUGGGUGCGAGGCUGGGGGCUGAGCGAGCUCCCCUGGAGCUGUUCUCUGUUGCACCGAGGGCGCCCAGCAAAGCCGUUCCAGCCUAUUUGACUUCCGACCUGCUCAUCCCACAAAGGCAGUAGAUAUAAUAAAAGAUACAACGUGGAGAAAAUAGACAUUCAUGAAGAAGCGUGGACCCAGAUGAAAUAAACACAGCUGAGUUACCAACCUGGUGGUGGCCAGUGCGUGCUGGGCACAUAGUGCGCUCUGUGGCUGUGCUCACAGCAGGCAUCCCUAAGGGAUCGUUGCUGCCAUUUCCUUAGCCCCGUAUGCCCUGGCCGUGCUUACAGCUACUAUGACUCCUUGCAGCCUCAGAACCCUUCUCAACUUAGCACUAUCCAUCAAUCUGGUUGGGAUGCAAAAAUAAAGCCAUUGCCAUCCUUGG